CCCGCGCCGGCCUUUCGCUGGCCGGAAGCAGCCGACGGCCGGGCCCGCGGGAACAUGGAGGCGCUGCUGAAGCGGGAGCUGGGCUGCGGCUUCGUCAAGGCUACGGGUCACUCGGGGGGCGGGUGCAUUAGCCAGGGCCAGAGUUACGACACGGACCAAGGACGCGUGUUUGUGAAAGUGAACUCCAGGGCGGAGGCCAAAAGAAUGUUUGAAGGCGAGAUGGCAAGUUUAACUGCCAUCCUGAGAACGGACACCGUGAGAGUGCCCAAGCCCAUCAAGGUCCUGGACGGCCCGGGAGGCAGCAGCCUGCUGGUGAUGGAGCACGUGGACAUGCGGUACCUGAGCAGCCAUGCUGCCAAGCUCGGAACCCAGCUCGCAGACCUACACCUAGACAACAAGAGGCGUGGAGAGACCCUCCAGAAGGAGGCCAGCACCGUGGGGAAAGGAGCCGGGCAGGUGGUGCGACCCUUCGUGGACCAGUUUGGGUUUGACGUGGUGACGUGCUGUGGAUACCUCCCCCAGGUGAACGACUGGCAGGAGGACUGGGUCGCCUUCUAUGCCCGGCAGCGCAUUCAGCCCCAGAUGGACAUGGUGGAGCAGGGCUCUGGGGACAGAGAGGCCCGGGAGCUCUGGUCUGCUCUGCAGUUAAAGAUCCCUGACCUGUUUCGCGACCUGGACAUCGUCCCAGCCCUGCUGCAUGGAGACCUCUGGGGAGGAAACGUAGCCGAGGACUCCUCAGGGCCCAUCAUCUUUGACCCGGCCUCUUUCUACGGCCACUCGGAGUACGAGCUGGCGAUAGCCGGCAUGUUUGGGGGUUUCAGCCACUCCUUCUACUCCGCCUACCACCGCGCAGUCCCCAAGGCCCCGGGCUUUGAGGCCCGCCAGCAGCUCUACCAGCUCUUCCACUACUUGAACCACUGGAAUCAUUUUGGGUCGGGGUACAGAGGGUCGUCGCUGAACAUCAUGAGGGAUCUCACCCAGUGAGCGUCCCUGCUUUGGACAGGUCCCAGCCAGACGCCUGCGGCCAGCGCCUCCUGCUGCCCCCAGUCCUGUCCGGCAGGGCUGCUUCCCCGAGUCUUCACACUAACCUUUUGCUCCAUGGCUGGGUAAAACCACGCUGGGGUGGGUGUGGGCCCCAUCGCGUGGGCCCUGUCCCCAUCGCGUGGGCCCCGUGGAAACUGUUGCCCGGAGGCUGAGCUGGAACUGGCCGGCGUGCCGGCUGCUGCUGAGCCCGUGUUCCUCGGCAGCCCCUCCCGUCUCCUCUCUGGGAGCGACUCUGAUGUGGGGAAGAUGCCUCCCGGUGGGUUAGACGUGGGGGUAGACAUGAAACCGGCACCGCGGUCGGCUUCUUGUGGCCGGUUUCACCGAGCUCAUUCCCUUCCUUUCCGGGCCCGCUCUGCGCCAGCCACAGGCCGAGCAGCCUGGAAGCUCAUUCUGGGAGUGACCAAACUGCGGGUCCUGGGUAAGUUUAGGAGCCACUGCAUCCCUCCUGUCAGCACCCCGUCUUGCCUGCCCUCCUAAAGCUCGUGAGCUGCUCCUUUGUGUAAAAGCGCUAACCCCACGCGGGACUGUUCUGAUUCCGUCGAAGCUAAGAAACCUUUUGCAUAAACAUUUGAAUAAACUUUCACUGAUUUCAGUCAUGCA
This is a messenger RNA of Mustela lutreola (European mink), 1644 nucleotides long. It is a transcript of the gene FN3KRP, whose product is annotated as fructosamine 3 kinase related protein. The record is from RefSeq and is a predicted model, not a curated record. Lineage: Eukaryota; Metazoa; Chordata; Mammalia; Carnivora; Mustelidae. The transcript is spliced from 6 exons. Bases 55 to 984 code for a protein of 309 amino acids.